Molecule: messenger RNA, 426 nt
Organism: Linum trigynum
Lineage: Eukaryota; Viridiplantae; Streptophyta; Magnoliopsida; Malpighiales; Linaceae
Source: the annotation of a GenBank genome assembly
AUGUCAAAGUGGGUCUCUUCCUCUGCGACAAGCAUCAGUGGUGAUGGCCUCGUCCGCUGCAAGCACAACAUUCCCGCCGUGGUCAAAACAUCUGGUACUAAUGAUAACCCAGGCCGACGCUUCUAUGGAUGUCCAUAUUGGAAGGAUGUGAAGAAGAACUGUCGCUUUUUUAGGUGGGCGGAGAUGAAUGAUGAUGUUUGCGAGGUCCGAGACACAAAUAUUGAGAGGUUAAUACUGCAACUGGAAGAGAGUUUGAGCAUUGCUGAGUCUAAGGCAGAGAGGAGGAAGAAGGAGAAGAAGAGGAUAGUUGAAGAAGGAAGGAAAGUGAAUGAAGAUCUCCGUGCAAUUCGGUUUAUGUUAACCGUUAUUGUUGUAUUGAAUGCCUUCGUUCUUUUUGUUGUGUGGAGCCAUCAAUUUGUGAUUUAG